GAAAAAUACAAAAUUGUCUGUAAUAUGACAGAAAACAAGCUGGAGAAGAAAAAAGGGUGCUGAAUCGUUAACAUGGACAAACCAGAGAAGGGUACCCCAGCUGACGUCCAGAUGAGCGAUACUGGGAAGAAAUCUGGAAAGCAACCAGUCACAGGCUGUCUUUUGAGCGCUGCCUUCUUCGGUGCCCUGGGGUCAUCUUUCAUCUAUGGCUACAACCUCUCUGUGGUCAACGCCCCCGCUUUGUACAUCAAAGAUUUCUUCAACAAGACAUGGAUCGAGAGAUAUGGCCAGCCUGUUGCAGCAGAGACAGCCACCCUCCUCUGGUCCAUCACAGUGUCCAUAUUUGCUAUUGGAGGCCUUCUCGGAGCGCUGAGCGUCCCUGUAGUCAUUAAAGUACUGGGAAGAAAGGGAACCUUGCUGCUAAAUAACAUCUUUGCUGUAAUCGCUGCCUUGCUGCUAUCUCUGGGCGAGACAGCAAAAUCUUUUGAGAUGCUCAUCAUUGGCCGCUUCAUUAUUGGGGUGGACUCUGGUAUCGCUCUCAGUGCCCUUCCUAUGUACCUGGGAGAAAUUACACCAAGACACAUUCGAGGUUCCAUCGGCCAGUUCAACGCCAUCCUCAUCUGCUUGGGAGUGUUUACAGGACAAGUGCUGGGCCUCCCCGAGCUGCUGGGUCAGGAGUCCAGGUGGAAGUACCUGUUUUCCUUCCUGGCCCUUCCUGCAGUGCUGCAGCUGUGCGUGCUGCCCUUCCUUCCUGAGAGUCCUCGCUACCUGCUGAUGGAGAGGAGGGAUGAAGCUGCAGCAGAAAGAGCCUUUCAAAGGUUUUUGGGGAAGAAAGAUGUGUCCCAGGAGCUGGAAGAGGUCCAUGCGGAGGCUCGAGCUCAAGAAAACCUACGUGCUGCGUCUGUGUUACAGCUGCUGAGGAGCCCUGCUGUUCGCUGGCAGCUCAUCACCAUCAUCAUCACCAUGGCCUGUUAUCAACUCUGUGGCCUCAAUGCUAUCUGGUACUACACCAGCGGGAUCCUCAGAGAAGCAGGGUUUGCUGAAGACAUCAUCCCCUACAUCACUUUGAGCACCGGAGCCAUCGAGACCUUGGCUGCCAUUGUCUCCGGCUUAGUGAUAGAACGAAUUGGGAGGAAGCCGCUCCUCAUCUUUGGAUUCUCUGCCAUGGCUUUUUUCUUCAGCCUACUCACAGUGUUCCUCAAUUUCCAGAACAGUAUGUCAUGGAUGCCCUACCUCAGCUACGUCUGUAUACUGGCUGUGAUUGCCUCCUUUUGCUCUGGGCCAGGCGGCAUCCCCUUUGUCCUAACUGGGGAGCUGUUUGAACAGUCCUAUCGUCCGGCCGCCUUCGUGAUUGCUGGCAUCGUAAACUGGCUGUCCAACUUUGCCGUGGGCCUCCUCUUCCCAUUCAUUCAGGAGAAGCUGCAGUCCUUUGCCUUCCUGGUGUUUGUUGUGGUCUGCAUCUUGGGAUCUAUCUACCUUUACUUUGUGCUCCCUGAGACAAAAAAUAAGACAUUUAUCGACAUCAGUCAGAGCUUUGCCAAGAUCAACAAAAUCCCAGUCCCAACCCCCGGCCAUGAAAUGGAGCAAGUUUUGCACAUCACACCUGACUCCAGUGGAAAAGCCCAAGACAUCAUAAAGAUGGAGAGUUCCUUCUAGCUGAACAAGCUACACCAAUACUGGCUAAAAAGUGUUGAAAUAGAACCAGAAAGAUGUUUUUUUUUUUUUACAUAUUUAUUUAAUGACUGCGAUCAAUGAAGUAAAAAUCCAUAUUUUUUGAAGUCUGAAUGUAUAUUGGUAUUUUGUAAAUUUUUUAUGACUGUAAUAGGAGCUGUACAGUACUUACGUUUAAAGCAAUUGCAUCCUUUUUAUAAAAUGGCACAAAACAACGUUUUGAAGCAGCCACACGAGAUAACAAUAAAAUUGAUUCACGGGGCUCCAUAAACUACUCAUGUGAAAUAGUGUACUCUCUGCAAUCAUAAACCAUUAUUAGACACAGUUGUAAAUGAAAUCAUUUUUUUAAUGACUGUUUGGCUACGAUGAAAACAUGUAAACACAACACAUAUCAUUAACUCAUAGAGUUGAUAUAUUUAUAACAAAUUCAAUACAUAUCCACUUAGUUUGGAGGAGCUGAACAACGGAGUUAAAGGCAAAAA
Molecule: messenger RNA, 2153 nt
Organism: Notolabrus celidotus (New Zealand spotty)
Lineage: Eukaryota; Metazoa; Chordata; Actinopteri; Labriformes; Labridae
Gene: slc2a9l2
Product: solute carrier family 2 member 9, like 2
Exons: 13
Coding region: 73-1656 (527 amino acids)
Biological process (GO): monosaccharide transmembrane transport
Cellular component (GO): membrane
Molecular function (GO): hexose transmembrane transporter activity
Source: RefSeq, a predicted model, not a curated record